GCGGGGAUUUUCCAGCCGUGGCUCUGACGCCGCCGCCACCGGGACCAUGGGCGACCGAGGGACGCGAAUCUCAGAGUUGGAAGGGACCUUGGCGAGCAUCCUGUCCAAGCCGUACUUGACCAAGAAUCCUCUACGAUGUCCCUGAGAAGUCACCCAAGCUUUGCUUGAAGACCUCUAAUGAGGGAAGAGCCCUCUGCCUCUGAGGGAAGCCUGUCCCACUCUGGGAGGCUCUAAUUGUUAGGAAGCUCUUCUUUCUCAUAACUUUUGCCCAUUGCUGCUUGUUCUGUCCUCUGGGUCCAAGCAGAACAAAUUUAAUCCUCCAUGGCAGCUUUUCAAGUUCUUGAAAACAGCUCUCCGGCUUCCUUAGUUUUCAAGAAGGCAAGUCCAAAUGGAAAGCUCACAGUCUACCUGGGAAAGAGAGACUUUGUGGACCACAUCGAUAUAGUCGAUCCUGUCGAUGGUGUGGUUCUGGUGGAUCCUGAGUACCUCAAGGAGAGGAGAGUGUAUGUGACUCUGACCUGUGCCUUCCGCUAUGGCCGGGAGGACCUGGAUGUGCUGGGCCUGACCUUCCGCAAGGACCUAUUUGUGGCCAACAUCCAGUCCUUCCCACCUGCCCCUGAAGACAGGCCCCUCACUCGGCUCCAAGAACGGCUCAUCAGGAAACUGGGAGAGCAUGCCUACCCCUUCACCUUUGAGAUCCCUCCAAACUUGCCCUGUUCAGUGACACUGCAGCCUGGGCCUGAGGACACAGGGAAGGCCUGUGGUGUGGACUAUGAAGUCAAGGCCUUCUGUGCAGAAAAUCUGGAGGAGAAAACUCACAAACGGAAUUCUGUGCGCCUGGUUAUCCGGAAGGUCCAGUAUGCCCCAGAGAGGCCUGGUCCCCAGCCCACAGCUGAGACGACUCGUCAGUUUCUGAUGUCCGACAAGCCCUUGCACUUGGAGGCUUCUCUGGACAAGGAGAUCUACUACCACGGAGAGCCCAUCAGUGUUAAUGUCCACGUCACCAACAACACCAACAAGACAGUGAAGAAGAUAAAAAUUUCAGUACGCCAAUAUGCUGACAUCUGCCUGUUCAAUACGGCACAGUACAAAUGUCCCGUGGCUGUGGAGGAGGCUGAUGACAUGGUGGCUCCAAGUUCAACGUUCUGCAAAGUCUACACUCUUACCCCAUUCCUGGCCAACAACCGUGAAAAGCGAGGCCUGGCCUUGGAUGGCAAGCUGAAGCAUGAAGACACCAACUUGGCUUCUAGCACCCUCAGGUUGAGGGAUGGCACCAAUAAAGAGAUCUUGGGAAUCAUCGUGUCCUACAAAGUCAAAGUCAAGCUGGUCGUUUCCCGAGGCGGCCUGUUGGGAGAUCUCGCAUCCAGUGAUGUGGCUGUAGAACUGCCCUUCACCUUGAUGCACCCGAAGCCCAGGGAGGAACCUGUACGUCGUGAAGUUCCAGAGAAUGAAGCGCCCAUAGAUACCAAUCUCAUAGAACUUGAUACAAACGAUGACGACAUUGUGUUUGAGGACUUUGCUCGACAGAGACUGAAAGGUAUGAAGGACGACCAGGAAGAGGAGGAAGUCCCAAGCUCGCCGCACUUAAACAACACAUAAGACUGGACUCUUCUUGCCCUUCUUCUUGGGUGGUUCCUGGUUAACUCUUGUGAAUUAAGCAGCUUGUUGUCUGUUCUUUUCCUUCUCCCUCUUCUUUUUCCAGCAUUUCUUUCCCCUUCUGUUUUUCUACUUCUACCAGGAGACUCCAGAGGACUUAUGUAGGUAUCAUCAGGGAUCUUCACCCCCUGGCUUUGACCCACUCAUCACCAUAUCACUGAGCCUCCCCAGUGGAUGCCUUGUUUCUGCCCUGGAGAACGAACGAAUGGCUUACUACUCUUCUUCCAACCUUAAUCCAUCCCAAGCCCUCUGUUUCUGUCUCACCUUCGAUCCCCUCCAGCCAGCCAGCCAGCCAGCCAGCCAGCCUUCAGUCUUCUCCGUGUGGCCAGUCUCUAGAAGCUUCCUAAUCUACGGUCUUUGGAUUGGAUUGUCUCUCUUCUGCAUACAUUGGGUGGAAUCCGUCCGAUGGAAUUGAGUGUAUGAAUGUGGAGUCUGGCGAGGGAGAAGGGAAAGGAUUGCCAGUUUAUGUGCGUUUGAGGGUCGAAGCAGGGGGAUGGUUCUAGGCACAGCUACUGAAGGUGUGGGAGGUGACAUAAUUCUAGCCAAUGGCAUGCUCAGAAUGGCCAAUGAGACAACCUGGCUGAACUGCCUUGGGACAGAGAGAAGGAGGUAGCAAGUGCGGAGCUACUCACUGGGGAGGGUGGGGAAGAGCCAGCAGCUGGGCUCUCCGUCCUUCCACCCCCCUUCCCAAUAUUUUGGUGUUUGGGACAGUGAUGGUAUUAUAACAUAACAGUUCAAUAAGACAAAGCAGUCAAAUUGAUGUUCUUACCAGCAGUUACCAAGUUGAAUGCAGGUUACAAGAAUUAGCACAAACAUUUUAAUACUGUCAGAACUUAGUCUCUUAAGUGAUAUGUAUCUUAUAUGUAUUAGAGACAGAGGAAGAGAGAGAGCUGGAUGUAUCAUUUUUAUAUUAGGAUGGACAUUGUCCAUGGUCCAGAAGAAAAAAGCCCUUAUAUUUGAAGUGAGGAGAGGAGGCAUGUCUUGCUUCUGAGUCCCUGGUAGCAAACGGAUCAGUGUCUCUGGGGAAGACUUCCUAGAGAGACUUUUCUUUCCUGAAUGAGAUGUUCAUCCACCCUACGACUGGCAGAGUUUUAAUCUUCCAUUUAGCAAUGCAAUGCAAUACAAUUAAAUUCAAUAAGCAUUAUUAAACGCCUA
Messenger RNA from Vombatus ursinus (common wombat), 2811 nucleotides. It is a transcript of the gene ARRB1, whose product is annotated as arrestin beta 1. Bases 322 to 1599 code for a protein of 425 amino acids. NCBI's taxonomy places the organism in Eukaryota, Metazoa, Chordata, Mammalia, Diprotodontia, Vombatidae. Gene Ontology annotation, biological process: G protein-coupled receptor internalization; visual perception; signal transduction. Gene Ontology annotation, molecular function: G protein-coupled receptor binding. The transcript is spliced from 17 exons. The record is from RefSeq and is a predicted model, not a curated record.